This is a messenger RNA of Lentinula edodes (shiitake mushroom), 2434 nucleotides long. RefSeq lists its product as uncharacterized. The transcript is spliced from 19 exons. Gene Ontology annotation, biological process: DNA repair. Bases 118 to 2382 code for a protein of 754 amino acids. Lineage: Eukaryota; Fungi; Basidiomycota; Agaricomycetes; Agaricales; Omphalotaceae. The record is from RefSeq and is a predicted model, not a curated record.
UUGUGCGACGCGAAUAAAAGACGGUGCUCGUCGAGCUGCAGAGGUAGCGAGUCGUAAGGAAGCCAUGUGUUGAAUGCUAAAGUUGGGAGGUGGAGGUUUUCGGAAAGUUGCCGGGAUAUGCCGGACCGGCGCCUAAAAAAUACUUUACUUACAUCCUGCUUACAUCUCAUUCGAGCGUUAAAGUUCACUUUUCUCGUUUUCGUGCACGCGUGGCUCGAGGAGGAGGACAUGCUCCAUAGCAAGAGAGCAUUGGAAGAAGAUUCCGAACAACUUUCUGUUAAAACAAUCAAGCUCACCCACUCAAACUCUGAUAAUCAACUACUGGAGACUCAUCAUGGUCAUACGUGUUUCCCAACGCCUUCCGAGGGCCGAAAAUUCGAGAGCCAUGGCUCUAAUGACCAUGAAAACAUAAGCGCGGAGAGGCCAUUUAUGGAUAAACAGGGUAAAAUGCUCAAAGCAGACGUUGCUCUUCAAGAACUUCACGUUAUGCCACAUAUAUGGGCCGAGUCACGACAAGAAGUAUGCGAAAGCUUUGAUUGGUUUCGCAGCUACCAAGGGGGUGUCUACUUCGCGAACAAUAUCACGAAGGGUUACUUGUUGAGCGGAUUCCCUGCAAAACGUGAUGGGUUUUUCCAUAACGGAAAACUGAUAAUAUCCCAUGGUGGAGGGAAGGCCGAGAGUGUGCAACAAUUGAAAGGCGAAACGAAAGUCAAGCAUGCGGAGGACCAGAAAGCAGAAGAUAAAUCUGUUCGCGCGCUAUUGACAAAUUACAGACAACAGAUUCCGCUUGUCUUACUUAUUGACGAUAGAUACGCCCUGUUUCCCUACAAUCUCGGGGGUAAGAACAUAACCUAUGCUGUCCUCGGCGUUUACAACAUUACUCAUGCCUGGGCCGAAUACGAGACUACUAAAUCCGGCCAAAAGCAUGUGCGCUUCAAGUUUUCCUUUCAAUGGUGCAAAGAACAGGGGGAACCGUGGUGGCACGCGACCAAAGAUAAAUUUACGGAGGAACGGGCUACUCUCAUGCCCGUAGUAUCAUCAACUGAAGAUACUACAUGCGAUGCAAGUCUAGAGAACGAUAACGCACGAACAUCUGAAAGCGACUAUGAAGAGGCCAUGGAUAUAUCCCCUGAUGACGAACGUAUUCCUAGUACUACUGCUGCUAGUCCAGGAAAUGCCGCUCCAAAGUUCUCAAGGCGUAUGCCAGUAAAGAAGACCGAGUUUCUACUUUCAGAAAGAAUACCAGCCUCUGCAGAUAGGAGAUGCAUGUAUUGCGGCAUGCGCAGCCCAGCGGUUUUCUCUGUGGGCUGGGGGUGCCUCAAUGCUACUUGCACUUAUUUUUGGCGUCUACCCGAAGCGGGCAACGACCCGAUCCCUGAUGACUUGACCUUUGACGAAGGGUUCCUGCAACUGCAGACCUUGCUUCCCCUCGAUAGUGGAUUUAGGAAUAUCAAUCCCUCUCAGCCUGUAACGAACCCUCGAGAUAAGAUUACCACCUUACAAGCAUUCACUAGAGGAAUGCACUGUAUCAAAUGCGGUAGACUGUCUUGUCGCUCCAAAUGGGAGCAUUGGGAGUGCGCCAACUGCCAGAAUGUGUUGGCGGUUAAUGGGGCACCCCGUCCUGUGAAAGUUUUGAAAAGCUUGAAUCCGGGAGUCAAUUUUCAAUGGUAUUUUGUAGGGAAAGACGCUGGUAUAAUAAAAAGUACUGUGAAACCCUUUGGUGACCACCAAACUGCAGGGAACGUUCUAACAUUUUCCUUCCCCGAAGGAAGGGGUCAGAUUCAUCAUAUUCAGCACAACUCAAUGGGUCCUCUGGUGCGACUGGAUACUCUCUUUGAAGAAUAUCAAAUGCAAGCUGCGGAUGGAAGUCUGCCAUUUAGAAGAUGGCCUUUGCGUAGUCACAAACUUCGAGGUUCACUCCUCACCAACUACUUUUCCCAGAACUGCGGAGUGCCUUAUCAUUAUGUUGGAGGAACUGCCAACACGCUUACAUGGGAAGAGGCCCCCACAGCUGUAGUCAAAGCUAAAGAAUUCAUUGAAGAACGCACAAAUUUGGCCCUGAAUAAACAAUCUGAGUUCAAUGAAGUACUCAGCGCUGCGUACAUGGAAAAGCAGAAGAUGUCUUUCCACACUGAUGAUGAAAAAGGUUUGGGAUCUGUAGUCGCUGGAUUGUCAUUGGGAUCUCCUGCUCUCAUGCAUUUUCGACGACGAAAUGUGAAGCACGGACCAGAACGAAAGAUUUGCCUGAGUAUCGUUCUACGCCACGGUGAUGUUCUAGUCAUGGACGGCACAGGCGUCCAACAAUAUUACGAACAUAUGGUGGAACCCAUCAAUUUCCGUAUUGCAGCUACCGCCAGAUAUAUCAACCCAGAUCGAAAAUAAGCAAUCAAUCUAGGAAUUUUAUCUACCCUACAUUCGCAUUAUCGAUCUCUAU